Molecule: messenger RNA, 311 nt
Organism: Triticum aestivum (bread wheat)
Lineage: Eukaryota; Viridiplantae; Streptophyta; Magnoliopsida; Poales; Poaceae
Product: defensin Tk-AMP-D4
Exons: 2
Coding region: 1-225 (74 amino acids)
Biological process (GO): defense response
Source: RefSeq, a predicted model, not a curated record
AUGGAUCGGUCCAUGAAGGUCUUUGUGGUCGUCUUCCUGCUCCUUGUGGCCACAGGGUUCCAGGGACCGGUGCAAGUAGCUUUGGCGAGGGAUUGUACUUCACAGAGCCACGAGUUUGUGGGGAUGUGCCUGAGUGACCGCAACUGUGCAAGUGUUUGCCAGACCGAGUAUUUCACCGGAGGCAAGUGCGACCACCGACGUUGUGUCUGCACCAAGGACUGCUAGAUGGCCCCUGUAAUCUUCUUGCACACAUGGUUCCGUGUAAUAAUAAUAAUAAUAAUAACUGAAUAAUAAUACUAGAUCUGCAUCUA